Molecule: messenger RNA, 813 nt
Organism: Trichoderma virens Gv29-8
Lineage: Eukaryota; Fungi; Ascomycota; Sordariomycetes; Hypocreales; Hypocreaceae
Exons: 2
Coding region: 1-813 (270 amino acids)
Source: RefSeq, a predicted model, not a curated record
AUGGCCGAUGCUACGCAGAGCAACAAUCCUUUUGCUCCAGAUGAGAGAUCCGCAUCACGCGCACCUAGUCGAGCGAGUACAAUCAGCUUGCAGCAGGGUUCCAUCUACAGCGAGACUCCUGAUACCAUGACCGUUGAUAGCCCAACUGUGACAGCCCCAAAGACCCGGCGUAGAAGGAAUACUGACACCAAGAUGGCUACCGGAUGUACAGAAGAUCAAGAAAACGAUAGCCAGGAGCAACUGGUGAUGGAACUCCUCGACAUGGUCGCAGGUGCUACUCCAGAUGACUUGGCCUCUCAACAAGACAAGAUAACGAGCACCUUGUAUCGUCUCAAGGACCUCCAAGACCAGCAACCACCCAAGGUCUCAUUCAACCCAUCCAUUGCCAACAGCCGCCGUGAGCGCCUCGAGGGCUUGUUCAUCUAUCUCACCUCAGAGCUAUCGGCCAUACCCGCCACCAACUGGGCGUCGUACAAGAAGAAGCUCAUUAAAUUCUGCGAAUCCGAGCUCAUCAUCAACAUGGAGUUCCCUCAGCGCCUCUACAAGGUCAUGGAGAUCAUCUAUCUGCCCGAAGAAUUGGAAGCGAUCCCCAAAGAGGAAUUCGAGAGAAUGCGCAGUGUGGCGAGGGUUUGUGCUACUGUUGCCCAGGCCAUGGGGCCAGACGGCGAGGUUACGGAUGCCCGGGCGGAGAAGUGGAUUAGUGCAAAGGUGAGGGAUCUUGAGUUCUUGAAGAAGAUGUUUCACUCGAUGCGAAACACAUUUAAAGCCUCUGGGUUUGAGCAGACGGAGAUGCCUUGGGAGAGGCAGGGCUAA